AAAAAGAUCUUAGCCACAUUAUUUAAUCUCAGCCAUCUAUUCCGUUGGAUUUGAAUGAAUAUGCAUGUUUGUUGCGUAUUAAAAGGAGGGGUUUGUAUUUUGAAAUGAGUUCCUUACAACACUUCCCCCUUUGUCUACUCUUAAACCCUAGAAUUAGAAAUUCCAAUUUCAAAUCACACUCCUCACACUUCCAUUCCCAAAUUCCAUCACGAUCAUCACUUCCAAUGUCUUCUUGGCCAUGCAAGAAAUGCACUUUCAUCAAUCCUCCAUCUCAAAUUUCCGAAUGCGAAAUCUGCAAAUCCUCACCUCCACCUUCACCUUCUUUCGCUUCUACUUCUUCUUCUUCUCCUUCGUCUUCCCCAAAAUGGACAUGCAAAUCUUGCACUCUCUUUAACUCUUACAAAACCUCCACUUGCCACCUCUGCGGUACACGAUCCUCCGUUCUUUCCACUUCCACUUUAACCGAUAUACAUCAUAUCGACGACGGCGACGUCGGUAAACCCCCCGUUUUCUACCCUCUUCGUCCUUGCAAGAGGAAAGCCGUCGAUUCCCCUGAACAUGAUUCUUCUCAACCAUCAGAUGCUAAAGACUCCAAUAACCCCAUUGAUCUCACAACCGAGAAAGUUGAUUCUGGAAAAAAAAUUGGUUCUUUGAAGAUUUUAAGUUACAAUGUUUGGUUCCGUGAAGACUUGGAGUUGCAUAAGAGAAUGAAAGCUAUUGGUGAUCUUGUUCUGUUGCAUUCCCCUGAUUUUAUCUGUUUUCAGGAGGUUACUCCUGAUAUAUAUGACAUUUUUAAGCGAUCAGCCUGGUGGGAUGUAUACCAUUGUUCAGUUUCUUCUGAGAAAGCUCAUUCAAGACCCUACUUUUGUAUGCAGUUAAGCAAACUACCUGUGAAAUCUUUCUCCACUAAAGCAUUUAGCAACUCUAUAAUGGGAAGAGAACUUUGCAUUGCUGAAUUGGAGGAUGUGAGCGGCAAAUCGUUGGUUGUAGCUACUAGCCAUCUUGAGAGUCCUUGUCCGGGCCCUCCGACAUGGGAUCAAAUGUUCAGCAAGGAACGAGUGGAACAAGCUAAUGAGGCUCUGAAUCUUCUCAAGAGGUACCCUAAUGUUGUUUUUGGAGGUGACAUGAACUGGGAUGACAAAAAGGAUGGUCAAUAUCCUUUACUAGACGGGUGGGUUGAUGCUUGGUCUGAGCUAAGACCAAAAGAAACUGGUUGGACAUAUGAUACCAAGUCAAACCAGAUGUUGUCAGGCAAUCGUAAGCUCCAAUGCCGAUUAGAUCGUUUUGUUUGCCAUUUACAUGAUCUUAAGAUAAGCAGUAUUGACAUGAUUGGGAUGGAUGAAAUAUCUGGGGUGUCAUACAUCAAAGAGAAGAAAGUAAGAACUGAGAUCAAACAACUGGUACUCCCUGUUUUGCCCAGUGAUCAUUAUGGUCUCCUUUUAACAAUUUCUAGUAAGUAAUUUCCCUUCUGGAAAAUCUUAUUGGUGAAUAGUGAUCCUUUAUUCUCAGUGUGCCAUUGCUGUGUCUAAGGCAUGCACUGCAUGCAGUUUUGUAUAGACCACUUUUGGGGGGCAUGAUCCACUUUUGGCAAAAACGGUUAUGUAUCAUCGUGCCUAUUAAUAUUUGUCUUUUCAUUCCAUUUUCAAAGUAUUGCAUUAGCUUUGUCUAUACAUGCUGUUCACUUAAUAUCUUCAACCCUUGUCUCCUGUAAAGGAGUUGGAAUCUUAUUUUUGUAUGUUUAGGUGUUGUUAUCUGAAUAUUAUAACAUGAAAAUUGUUAUCAGCAAUUUAAAGGCGAAGAAACCAGUGUUAACAGUCGGUAAACGAAAGUCCAGUGCUGAUAUAUCCCAUAAUUCAUCACCCGAAAUGACAGAUGUGUUUUCCAAGCAUUAUUCCACCUGAAUCUGUCCAAAUAAUAAAGCGGUACCAAAAGUUUAGCUAACAAGGAAGGAUCUAUGGUCGGUUGUGUGUCGUUAAUGUUUUCUUCUUUGAUUUUCCUCUCUUUGUAAUUGAUUUUAGCAUUCAUAUAUGUUCAAUGAUUUUGAGACUUGCAUGGGAUGUGUAUUUGCCUUGAGGUCUGAACGUGUACACUGUCUAUUAUAGUU
Trifolium pratense (red clover) is the source of this 2104-nucleotide messenger RNA. RefSeq names its product tyrosyl-DNA phosphodiesterase 2. The transcript has 4 exons. Gene Ontology annotation, molecular function: single-stranded DNA binding; 5'-tyrosyl-DNA phosphodiesterase activity. Gene Ontology annotation, cellular component: cytoplasm; PML body. Bases 105 to 1460 code for a protein of 451 amino acids. Gene Ontology annotation, biological process: double-strand break repair. NCBI's taxonomy places the organism in Eukaryota, Viridiplantae, Streptophyta, Magnoliopsida, Fabales, Fabaceae. The record is from RefSeq and is a predicted model, not a curated record.